Molecule: messenger RNA, 735 nt
Organism: Prorocentrum cordatum
Lineage: Eukaryota; Dinophyceae; Prorocentrales; Prorocentraceae
Source: the annotation of a GenBank genome assembly
GCCAAGGCCAGGCGGGCCGCCGAGGGCCCGGAUCAGAAGGCCGUGCUGCUGCUGGGCAAGGAGGCCAAGAAGGCGAAGGGAGCGAAGGGCACCAAGGAGAAGAAGCCAUCGGCUGGCGCCGCGGAGGCUGCCGCCGACGGCAGCGCUGGCGCCCCGCCACCCCCCGACGUGGCCAUGCCGCGCUCGCAGGUUGCCCCGCCCUGCAGCCCGGACUCCUCCCCCACAUGGUCCCCCAUGGGCGACGCCUCUCGCUCCGAGGCGCCCUUGUUCGACCACAUGGGCGGUGCUCCCGAGGACGGCCUCCUCGACGAGAGCUUCGUCGCUGGCCCGGCCGAUGCCGCCACGGAUGAGCUGCCGCGGGUCGAGGCCGCGCGGCCCCCCGCCGCGCCGCCGCGCGCCUGGGCGUUGCUGCCGUCCGUGGGCACCUGGCUGCGCCCGGCGCCGAGGCCCCUGAGGGCGGUGCCCGCGCCCGCGCCGGCCGCUGCUCCCCCGGCCCUGGUCGCGGCCGCCGAAGGCGCCGAGGAGGGCGCGCGCUGCGCGGCCCCGGCAGCCCCGCGGCCCGCCGUGGAGGACGAGGCCUUCGUCGCCGUCUGGCCGGUGGCGGAGAAGGAGCAGCCCGCCGUGGAGGACGAGGCCUCCGCCUGCGUCUUGGCCUGGCCCGCGGCAGAGGAGGCGCCCAAGGACGAGGCCUGCGCCUCCGCCCUGGCCUGGCCCAUGGCAGAGAAGGCGCCGAAG